CUCCUGCGCACAGCUCCCGAAAGCAGCAAAAGUGACUUCAGAAUAAACACAUCCAGAAAUCACCCUCUAUGAAUCACUUACCUACUGAAAGAAACGUCCUGUGGGUUUAUAGGUUUUUAUCCAGGCUCUAGCUAUGGAAAAUCUCAGCAGAGAAUAAACGACAGAAAGUAAGCGCAUGCAGUGAAGGACAACAGAAGUGAAUGGAUAUUUAGAGCAACAUCAAAGUCCCGAUUUGUUCCCUUGGAGCUGGAUAUUUCGAUAAAAGCUUCUAAGAUUUUUUUUACUCUCUUUCUGCCAAGUCCAGAAUUCAUCUCUCUCCUAUUUUGCUAUGGAGGAGGAAUCCACUGAGGAGCUUCUCUUCAAAGACCAGGACUUCUCCUCCGAACUGCUGAGACAGCUGAAUGUUCUGCGGCAGAGCAGGAUGCUGACUGAUGUUACCCUCUGCUCUGGGGGCUUUGAAAUCCCCUGCCAUCGAAAUGUGCUGGCUUCCAGCAGUCCAUACUUCAAGGCAAUGUUCUGUAAUGACUUCAGAGAGAGUCGCCAGGCUAAAGUCAUCCUGAACGGCAUCAAUGCUGAGACUUUGGAUCAGAUUAUCCUUUACGUUUACACAGGGGAGAUUCUUAUAUCCACUGAGAAUGUCCUGUGCCUGUUAGAGACAGCCUCCAUGCUGCAGUACACUAAGCUGUUUGAGGCCUGCUCUGCCUACCUCCAGGACAAGCUGACCCCUGACAACUGUCUGAGCAUGGUCAGACUGGCAAAAGUCUUGAACUGCCAAAGCCUGAAUAAGAAAGCCAAGGCUAUGGCUUUGAAGUGCUUCCCUGAAGUGGCCUGUUCAGAGGACCUGAAGGACCUUUGUCCAUUGGAGCUCAUCGAUUACCUUGGGGAUGAUGAGCUCUGUGGGGAGGAGGAGCAGGUCUUUGAGGCACUGAUGGUCUGGAUCCGGCAUGACCUCCAGGAAAGACAACGCUACAUCCAAGAACUGUUCAAGAAAGUCCGUCUUCAGUAUGUCCAUCCAACUUUCCUCUUCCACUUCAUUGCCAAUGACUCCCUCAUUCAGUCCUCAGCCACUUGCAGGAGCAUCCUUGAGUCCGCUUGGAGACAUAUGUUUUCAUUGUACAGUACCAGCGUACCUGACAUCAAGCCCAUGCUGCAUGUUCCUCGCAGAUACUCCAACCAAGAGUUUCUCAUCAUCAUUGGUGGCAGGAAGGACAGCCAGCAGACUACAAGGGAUGUCCUGCUCUAUGAUGACAAGACAAACCAGUGGCUAAGCCUGGCCAAACUUCCCGUGCGCCUGUACAAAGCCUCUGCAGUGAGCUUGCACAGCAAUAUUUAUGUGCUUGGAGGGAUGCCUAUUAGCAAUAAGAAAAGUCCAGUCAGUGAUAAUAUUUACAUUUAUUCCCUCAAACUCAAUCAGUGGAGGACAGUUGAGCACAUGUUAGUUCCACGUUACUCCCAGAGAAGCUUGGCAUAUAAAAAUUAUAUUUUAUCAUUUGGUGGAAUUGGAGAAAACCAGGAAAUCUUGAAUUCUGUAGAAAGAUAUGAUAGUGUCUACAAUGCCUGUGAAAGCAUGGCAAACAUGCCUGUGGCGGUCCUUCACCCUGCUGUUGCUGCCAAAGAUCAGAGGGUCUACCUCUUUGGGGGAGAAGAUAUUAUGCAAAACCCUGUCCGGCUGAUCCAGGUUUACCAUGUCUCCAGGAAUAUGUGGUUUCGGAUGGAGACCAGAGUGGUGAAGAACGUCUGUGCACCAGCUGUCACAAUUGGAGACCAGAUUAUCAUCGUAGGUGGGUACACUCGGAGAAUAAUUGCUUAUGAUACGAAAGGCAACAAUUUUGUUAAAUGUGCAGACAUGAAGGACAGACGAAUGCAUCACGGGGCCACAGUCAUCAAGAACAAGCUGUAUGUCACCGGAGGAAGAUGUCUCACUGUGGACAACGUCAUCAAGGACUUGGAUUCCUUGGACUGCUAUGAUCCAGAGACUGACACAUGGACAUCAAAGGGAAAACUGCCACACAAACUCUUUGACCAUGGGUGCCUUACACUGCAGUGUGUCCCGUGUUCUAACCUUCUCUAAAUGACCUUUGGUACUUUACAGGACGUUUUCUGCUUUCCUUCCCAAAAGGGAAGGGGAAUCCUUAUGGGGUCCCACAAAUUCCUGACCUUAAAGGCACCAGUGGCAUUGUCAUUCCCUGAAUGCUCUGACAGAAAUUUUACAAGCUUUGUGCUCAUGCCAUGUUCACCUGACCUGUAUUGCUGCUAAAUCCUGCCUGGAGGCCUUACGCAGAGUCUCAGAAGAAAAUAGGAAAAAAACAUUGUGUAAGAACCUGGCACAGGAUUUGGCUUUGUACAGACUUUAAAAUUAAAGGUGCCUAGGAAUGCUGGUAUCUAAAGUAAGACCUAGGUAAGCUGCAUUUGUUAGCAUGCAAGCUCAGCUGGAUGCCAUGGCCCUUUGCUGCUCAGUGCUGACCAAGAUUUCCAUUUGGGGUGAUGGGAGCAUUUAGAAUAGAAAGCCCCAAACUCUAGUCUCAUAGCCAGGCCAGCAGCAGCUGCCUGCAUUAGCUAUGGUAGUCAUCUCAUAAGAAAUAAAAUUUUGAUGUUCCUAAUAUCAAAAUAGAAAUUAGGAAAAAGCUGAUGCUUUGGUCUGAACUCUCACAUUGUAAGAAGAUGCAGAUUUGACUUUUUCCCUCUUUCACAGAGAAGGGAAGAUUUUUGUUACUUCUGACUUCUCUUCAAAGGAGUGGGAGAAGGUGGGAUAGAAAGGAAGAUUGUCUAUGUCUUCUUUUUCAAGGGAUUUGUUUUGCAAGGAGCUUGCUCCUCCUUUUGCAUCUGGGUAGAUUGCAUCUUUAGAAGUAAGGUUAGUUAGAAAGCCCUGGCUGAUAGAAUUCCUGAAAUCUGGAAUAGCAGAGGAUACAUGGAGAUGUCUCUUUUACAUGGGAUGUAAAAGAGAAGAGGUGUUUGGAAGGAACAUUUUUUUCUUUUCCUCCUCUCUCUAAACCACUGGAAAACAGCAAUGACAGAAAGCCAGUGACAGGAAACCAGCUUUCCAAGAAGAGCAAGUCUAGUUUGCCACUUGGCAAAGCAGCUUUGGCUCCACCAAUAUUUUUGUGGGGCUCUGCCACUAAGUGCAUAUUUUGAAAGGGAGGAGAUUAAUCAUCAGAUACUGAACAGGCUGUGAACUGCUGUCAGGUCACUGGGCUUGGUAAGAUUGCUCAGAUAGCAAGAAGCUUUAAAGCUAGCUCUGAUGACCAUUAUCCAGAGAAAGGAUGGCACAAACAACAUACUUUUUUCUCAUAUUUGAAAGAAAGUGGGACUUUUCCAAGGGUACAAGAUGGUAUGAGGAAAUUCAGCCCUCCUUUUCACAGAAGUCUGCACAGCCACGUGGUCACCACCAUACUGCAGGACACCAGCGCCAACCAUGAAGAUCGCCUCCCAUGGAUCUGUAUCUGGGAGCAGAGAGGCAACAGAAAUACUUAAUGAAGUGGGGGGCUGGAAGGAAGAAUUGCAUAGCAACUGCUAUUUUAACAAUGUGAAAUAAAAUGGUUAUUAUUCU
Messenger RNA from Cuculus canorus (common cuckoo), 3547 nucleotides. RefSeq names its product kelch like family member 38 (gene KLHL38). The record is from RefSeq and is a predicted model, not a curated record. Bases 329 to 2071 code for a protein of 580 amino acids. NCBI's taxonomy places the organism in Eukaryota, Metazoa, Chordata, Aves, Cuculiformes, Cuculidae. The transcript has 4 exons. Gene Ontology annotation, molecular function: protein binding.